UCGCGUUCUCGCGCCGCGACGAGACGUUCCCGCGUUCUUUUUACGCGAACGAGUUGCAUUUCGCGGGCGUAUUUGCGUCGGGUGUGCGAAAUCGGGUGAGCGACGGCGACGUGCGUCGGGAUACGUUAAAUUGUUCGGCAUGAAUGCGAUCGUCGCUUCUCUUACUCAUUGUCAGUUAAUCGUCUAUCGCGUCGCGUCGCGUUGGGUUAUGUCGCGUUGGCGCUCGUCCCUGUCUCAUCUCUUUAAAUACGCAUUUCUUUUAUAUACUUACACCGUGCGAAACAGAAAUAUUGAAUAAAUAUCGAGCACUGGUUGCAUCGGCAGAUGGGAAAUUGCCGCGAAACGAUCGAAACGGUUUCUGUAGAUAUUAACGGUAUUCGCGGAUAACGUGAGUUCCGAUCCAUCACGCUGUAUGAAUACGGGAAGAGAGAGACGAGGAUUGAAGCAAUCGACGAGGUAUUCCGCAUCGUAUUACUCGAUCGAACAGGGCGUGCAUGAUAGCGGAAAGCAGCGGUGUCGCACAGCGAAUGCUACUUGGGCCGAUGCCAUACGCUCUAAUUUCCGCGAAGGCACGGCCGGCUGUGGACGUGGUGGCCCGGGGUCUGCCACGUUGGAAGACGAUCAGCGCGACGGAUCGCUCAUAGAUUCUACGAAUUCUUCGCGAUCGCGAAGCGGGAAGUGGAGGACUUUGGCGGAGGUGAAGAAGUCGCGGGUGAAAAGACACGAAGCCGUUCAUCUUGGGCGGUCUUUUGGACGAGAAAUCGCUCUCGCACGUCAAGCAACAGGCAUCAUCGGCAGACGGUGGGUCGAGCCUCGCAAACAACGUCCGGUCCUCGCCUCUUCCAUGUGAAGGCUGCCCUGUCAUGGCAGUCGCCCUUCUGGGCAAGUGCGUCGCGCUGCUGGGUCUCGUCGUGCUGCUCUACGCCACCUGCUAUGGCUUCCGGAUACGCGACGUCGUGCCGCAGACGCACCAUCCCACCGUCUGCAUUCCGGCGCAUGGCAGAGCCUGCCCAACGGACAGAACGGUGACGACCGAGGGACCGAUGUACUCGGCCCGGAAAUGGCACGAGGGCACGGUGCCGCGGACCAUCGUUGGUGGCCGGAAACCACCUGCCGAGACGACGUCAGACGUCGGAACGGAGAGAAUUCAGAUCGAGAAAUUCGCUGCACAUUCGAGAGAUAGGGGUGCGACUGGAUCUAUGCCGAAAAGCUCCAAGAUAGAAAGUGACGAAGUAGAUGACGACGAAGAGGAGGAAGAGACAGGUGUGGAAGUGGAAGGCGUAGAGGAGGAUGAGGAAUCAGUGGGUGAUUCCGAGAGAAAUCAGGCAGAUGGAAAGACAGAUGAAGACGAAGAAGAAGAAAGUGCAUCCGAGACUGAGCUAUCUGAUCAAGAUGCUGAAGAAAAGAAAGUAAAAAAAAAAUUUCCUGCUGAUGACAAUGAUGACAAAAGUGAAGAUACUGAUGAAGAUGCAGAUGAAGCUGAAGACGCAGAUGAAGAAGAAGAAGAUGAAGAUAAAGAUAAAGACGAUGAUAAAAAAUCUUUUAAAAAAGAUUCAGAGAAAGAAAUUAAAACCACAAAGAUUGUUAAAUCAAUAAAAUACAGUAAAAGUAAAGCUAAUGAUGAAGAUGAUGAUGACGAUGAUAAAGAAGAAGACGAUAAAGAAGAAAAACAGAAAAUAGUCAAGUUAGAUCAACGAAAAGUAAUAGAAUUACUUCAAAAACAAUUUAGUGUAUCGCAUAAAAAACAAGAAAAAGACAAAGAUGAUGUUGAAGAUAAAGAGCCUGAUGUAAAAGAAACUACUCCGGCACCCAGAAAAUUGGAGAAAGUGAGACUCGCCGAUAAAGAUAGAACGAGAACAGCUACUUUACCUAGCAAACGCGAUGUGGAAAAAUCAGAACAAGAUGAUAAAAGACCAGCCGAUGUCGCGAAGCCAGCGGUUGAAAGCGUGAAAGAGACGAUCGAAAGCACAAAGAAAACUGAAUCGAUCGAAAGCACGAAAGAAUCCGUCGAUAGCACGAAGAAAUCAAUCGAGAGUGCCAAGAAACAAACUGACGCCGCGAAAAAAGUUGAGUCGGUUAAGGCUGCUCCUAAGGCCGAGGUGCCUGAAGCUGCAACGAAGGUAGACGAAAAAUCGAAGACGCGAGUGAAACCGGAAACUUCAACACCUGCGCCGAAAAUUAAGGAGCAGGCGAAACAACCGGAGAAGGCAGAUGUCAAAAAAGUAGUAACGAAACCAACUUCGAGAUCGUCGAAGGAAGUUUCGCAAGCGGAGAAGCAAGAAACGAAGCCGAAAACGACGAAACAUACAGAUGCGUCUAUUACAUUGUCCGAAGUGAAUGAUGCAAUUCUGCGUGUGCCGACAUUCGUGCCAAAUUUUACGAACGUUGAAAAUUCGGAAUGUCAGCAACAUGGCAAGAUAUUCCUGCGACAAUUGAGAGGUUACAAGUUGUGGGCGCUUCAAAUGUUAGAUUCGAGCGCCAAGAUUCCGUCGGGUUUGUUACGCGGAAAUGUGAAUCAGCUGGGGGAUUACGAUCAAUGUUUGGGUGUGUUGGCGCAUGUUAAAGUGGACGAGAAGACGAUAAGAAUUCAAGGGAAAUAUUGCCUGGCUACUGUGGAUCUGCACGCUUCCCAUUCAGACAUGAGACUGCCGGUCAAUCUAAUGCAAGCCCGUGCUUUCAUACGAGGAAAUAUGCACGACCCAGGUCAUUUCAUUCCAAAAUUCACUACAUUUAAUUGGGCGCUGUGUCUACCCGCGGCGUGUUCAGCCGAGGACGCUGAACGUGCGUUAGAGAGUACCUUAAAGGAUUACAAUGGAACUGUCGGAAUUAAGUUUACGGUGGACGUCGAUCCUAAUAUGUGUUACGUCAAACAAAAGUCUCAGACCUAUUCGAAAGAAACGAUCGGCGUCUUGUAUUUUUACGCUAUGAUUGUUUGUCUCGUUAUUGUAGCGACUGUGAGGGAUUACUUCGUGGAGACGCGAGGGAAAGGAAAUUAUUCUGAGAGGAUAAUCAUGUCAUUUUCCUUACGGAGGACGAUUAAAGCCUUAUUGAAGGAAGCGACGGACGCUGCGGAUAUUACGUGUAUCUACGGAAUAAGAGCGCUGGCUACGAUCGUUCUUUACGUUGCCCACCAGCUUAUAAUAAUUUCCCGAAUGCCGUUUAGCAACCGCACUUCUCUUACGGAGAUCGCAAACAGUCCGGCCAGCUCUAUUCUGCGAGUGUCGUUAGUUUACACGGACGCGUUUCUGCUGCUAAGCGGCGUUCUCACCGCUUACAACAUGGCGAGGGAACUGAAGACUCGCGGCGAAAUUCGCUGGUUUUGCCGUUUCGUCGCCAGAUUUAUCAGACUUUCGCCGGCGUUGCUCGCGGUGAUCUUCUGGUACGCGUUCGUGAUGGAACACGUCGGCACGGGUCCGCAAUGGAACAGCGUCGUCACGGCGAACGCGGAGCUCUGCAAGUGCAACGCGUGGACGAAUCUGUUGUACGUGCAGAAUUUUUUCCCGUUCGAGGAGAUGUGCGCCACGCACACGUAUCAGUUGGCCUUGGACAUGCAACUAUCGCUCUUGGCGCCUAUAAUAGUCUUCUUUUUGCAAUACAAACUCAUCAUCGGUAUCCUCCUGAUGAUCUUCUUCAUCCUGUUAUCUGCCACUCUUCGUUACAUAGCGACGAUGAACAAUUAUCUGUCUCUCGUCAUCUAUCACGGGAUAUCAUUGAGACGCCUUUACAAGACUGCCAAUUUAACUUACGCGUUGCCGCUGCACAGAGCGACGCCGUACAUCUUCGGCGUCGGCCUCGGCGUGCUGUUGCAUUACACCGGGAGGAACGUCAGGAUUCACAGGGUGUUAGUGAUCUUGGGUUGGUUGAUCGCGUCGGCCUUGGGCUCAUGGUCGUUAUUUUCACCCUGGCGUCAGGCCAGGCGGGACUACGUGUACGACGCUGAAGAGGCCACUCACUAUGCAGUAAUCGGGCCGGUGCUGUGGGCCGCGGCUCUAUGCUGGUCAAUAUUUGCCUGCUUCACGGGGCACGGAGGCGGUGUUAACAGAUUCCUCUCCAGCUAUUGGCUGGUGAUCCUCAGCAGGAUAUCGUACGCCGUGUACCUAACGCAAUUCGCAGUAUUUUUCUACAACGUUGGGACCACGAGAUUCUCCACGGAAUUUCAACCUCAUAGAGCAAUUGAUCUUCUGGAAGUAGCGAUAGUGAUAGCCGCAUCAGUUGUUUUGACAUUACUCUUUGAUCUUCCGAUGCAGGAGGUGAAGAGUGUCAUAAUGGAAAGCACGGACAUGACGGUCGAAGUUUCUGAGGAAAAAAAGACACGCGCGAGCGAAGCUAAAAGCGUCGAAUCCGCCGAAACCGCAAAAAUCGAGCAAGCGAACGUUUUCGAGGACGACGAAAUCGCGUCCACCGGGUGGGACUGGCAGAAGGAUAUAGCUCACGGUGUAACUACUCUCGAGGGACACGACACGGAAGAGGAAAUAGCAGACGUACCGACACUGAAGAAGAUGAACGGAAGGCGGAUGUCUUUCAUCGAGUCCGUUCGUGAUUCCGAAGAGGUGUCGAGCAAAGAUCGGGCCAAGCCAGCGGCUAGAAAACCAUCCAGAGACACGGAGAGUUAUACGGAUCGUAAGAUAGGCAUGAACAGCCAGAGAUACGUCACGGAUGACUCUGAGGAAGAAGCUAUUGAAUUUCUCAGAAGUCAGCGAGAGCACGACGAGGCUGCAGUGGCUCAGCGAAACAGACGUUCGUUAUCCAGAACCAAAGAUAACAAGAGACCAUCGUCAAGGAACAGCGAAAGUGAGGAAGAAUGGCAACGCAGAAAAAAGAUUGAGGACGAUUCGAGGCAGUUCAGGAAAUCCGAAUCCAGAGGAAGAACGUCGGCUAAGGAAGCGGACGAUAACCGUUCCUGGGAGUUCGUCGGAAAGGAAGGUUCGUCCGCCAGAGAACAACACGAGUCGAAGCCACUCCUCGUGAGAUCGGUGGAUGUUGCGAGAAGAACGUUCUCUUCCGAGAGCGAGGAGGAGCCGUUGGCGCAAGAAAAAACGAAGCCGGUACGCGUUUCGAGUUCCGACGCAAGGACGAGCGACGAGGAGGAGUGGGAACACGAGUUGAGGAUACGAAGGAAACAGUUUAUGGAGAAACUGAUUGUUCAGCAGGGUGAGUCAUUGGUCGAGGGGGAGAGCGAGGGCAGCGCGGAAUCAUUGGCCCGUAGAUCAUCCGCAGAGGGCAGGAUAGCCUUGCUGAGAGAUAUCUCGGGUGAGGAUAACAUGGACUCGUGGACCGUCAGCGUUGGGCCGCGGAUCGCGCUCCUCGGGUCCUCUCAGGAGCCGAGUGAGCCCGAGGAGGACGGUAUUUAUAUGCGACGUAGAGAAUACCGGGAACAAGGUCCACCAUCGAGAGAGGAGAGCCUGAGCGAGGAGGAGAGCAGCCAGGACACUUCGAGAAGACAAUCCUACACCAGCGGUAGUCAGAAAACGUCGCUGGAGGAGGAGGACGAUGUUAACAACUAUAACUUUAUGCUAACCAAGGAAAGUAAGAGAGAAUCCCUGCAAGAUCUGUCGCAAUUGUCGCAGGAGGAUUUGGCGAGUGCCGGAUGGAACGUCGUGAAGAAAGAAGGCGAUCUCUCGGUCAAACCGACGUCGACUGGUUUAUUCAAACGAGAGUCCAUUGUUAAGAGCCAGGCGAGCGAGGAAGAUCCCGAGUACCUUCUGCCGGAAAGGCCGAAGCUGGUCCAGCAGGAGCGGGAGCAUCCCUUCAAGAAGGCCUGGCAGAUGCAGAAGUCUAGAUCGGAGGAGGAGGGCUCCUCAGCGUACACCAUAAAAGAUUCCAAGGAGCAGCAAUCCGAGGCUAAGACGAAGGAGCCGCCGAUCAAACGCGAGAGCAGCGGCGAGCAGUCCGAGGAUAUCGAAUCGUUCGCCGACGACGAAUCGGUCGAACCCACCGUGGUACUGCGUGGUAGAAGCACCGACACGGAGGACACGAGGACCAGCUCGACGAGAUCCGGCACAGACGAGACGGACUCGAUCUCGACGGAGUGCAGUAGAGCCACGCACGAGCGAGACCACAGGCAGAGCUCGAAAUCUGAGACCGACGAAGAUUCCGCGAAAUUUAAUUGGUCCGGCGAGGAGAAGGAGGAGGCGACGGAAGACGAGAUCUACGAAGCUGGCCGGAGAGGGAAAUCGGAGGAAGCGGACUGGGACUGGGAGCGAGAGGAAACUUGACGAAAAUGACUUUAGACGAUUGUAUAGAGUGACUAUAUCUUACCUUCAAAUUCGGUUGAAGGCAAAGACGAGGGGGAACGAUGGACUGAAUUCGUAGCGCUCGGGGGUUGUGUGAUUUGCAAGAAGAGAGCUGGCGAAGAUGCGAAGGAAUGAUCGAAAUUUAUAUUAAUCGUUAUACUAUAUAAGUUAAUAAAUUAUGAAGAAAAUAUUCUA
This is a messenger RNA of Wasmannia auropunctata (little fire ant), 6428 nucleotides long. RefSeq lists its product as uncharacterized. Gene Ontology annotation, molecular function: acyltransferase activity, transferring groups other than amino-acyl groups. The record is from RefSeq and is a predicted model, not a curated record. The transcript is spliced from 15 exons. Lineage: Eukaryota; Metazoa; Arthropoda; Insecta; Hymenoptera; Formicidae. The coding region runs from base 864 to 6215 and encodes 1783 amino acids.